CAUACACACAUCAAUAUGAAUCUACUUGGGUAGCACCAAAGUUUGAAUAUAUUCAUAAAAAAAUCUUAGAAUAUAAUUAUCAAAUAAAUUUAAAAAAAUCUUUUAAGUUUUCCCUUUGUGGUCAGUGCUAUAGCAUUUUGCUCAAAUUGAAUUCCACCAAAACUAAAAAAAAAUUAAUGAAUAAAACAACAGAUGUGGUAACAGAUAAUGCAAUGAAUAUAGUAAUGGAUAAUGCAACAGAUGAAUUGACAGAUGUGGCAACGGAUGUAGCAUCGGAUGUAGCAACAGAUGUAGUAUCAGAUGUGGUAACAGAUAUAGUAUCAGAUGCGUCAUCUUCUUUCUCUUUAUCUGUUAUAACCAAUGAUGAAAUAAUAAGUAGUGAUGAUAAUACCAAAUUUGAAAUAAGUUACAAAUUAAUUGUCAAAACUGCAGAAGGAACUUCAUUACCAGCCAAGUGGUUCAAAGAAUCAGCGUCGACUGUAGAUGAAUUUCUUUUAUCAAUUCAUAAUAAAAUUAUUGUAUUGGUAAAAGAUAAUAUUCUCUUACUAACUGAUUAUAAUGUUGCAUUUAAAACACCGAGAAAAACUGGUGCUGGUACCCAAUUAGCUGAUGCGUAA
Racocetra fulgida is the source of this 617-nucleotide messenger RNA. Lineage: Eukaryota; Fungi; Glomeromycota; Glomeromycetes; Diversisporales; Gigasporaceae. The record is from the annotation of a GenBank genome assembly.